AUGGAAAUGUCCGCAAAAAAACGGAGGAAAUUGUUGAAAGCAGCACGUGCUUCCUUAUCAAGGCGAAGAUACAAUAUUUAUUCCUGGUCUCCCGGGAUGCCCCACUCCGUCUAUUGUCCUCCCAUUCCUGUGCUGAUGCUUAAUUUUCAAAACUUCUAUAUCACCAAGGGACCUACGACAUCAGCCGAGAAAUACCCUGCAAGUACAAAAUCCGUGAGCCAGCCCCGUCCGUGCAGAGGGGAGACGCUCGCCGCCUUGCACCAGCUUUUCCCUGCCCUCACUAUACCCACACACAGCACGCGAGGGGAGACUUUUCCAUUUACCGCACAUUUUGGGGACUUUAACGCCUUUUUUUUUUUUGCCAUUGUUGGAGAGGAGCGGGGGGGGAAAGCAACGGGUUACUUUGGGAAGCACACAAUGUCAGCGACCUUCCCGGGACUUGUCCACGACGCAGAGAUACGUCACGACGGAUCAAACAGCUACCGGCUCAUGCAGCUCGGUUGCCUGGAGUCCGUGGCCAACUCCUCGGUCGCCUACUCCUCCUCCUCCCCGCUCACCUACCCGGCGCCGGCGGGCACGGAGUUCGCCUCUCCUUAUUUCUCGGCCAACCACCAGUACACUCCCCUGCACCACCAGUCCUUCCACUAUGAGUUCCAGCACUCUCACCCGGCCGUGGCCCCAGAGGCCUACGGGCUCAACUCGCUCCACUCGGGUCAGUACUACCAGCAGAUCCACCACGGAGAGCCCGCAGACUUCAUCAACCUGCACAACGCACGCUCGGCACUCAAGUCUUCGUGUCUAGACGAGCAGCAACGGCGGGAACUGGGCUGCCUCGACGCUUACCGGCGACACGACCUGUCGCUCAUGACGUCACACGGCUCCCAAGCCUACGGCGUCGGGAUGCACCAUCCGGACCAGAGAUUGCUACCUGCUGCCGGCCUGGGCCUCCCUGCCACUGCAGACGACCUGCAGGGCUCCGUGGAAGCGCAGUGUGGGCUCGUGCUCAACGGCCAAGGGGGCGUCAUCCGGAGAGGGGGAACUUGUGUGGUGAAUCCGACAGAUCUAUUCUGCUCGGUACCAGGUCGACUGUCACUCCUCAGCUCCACCUCUAAGUACAAAGUCACCAUCGCAGAGGUGAAAAGAAGACUGUCACCACCAGAAUGCCUCAACGCCUCUCUACUGGGUGGAAUACUGCGCAGAGCCAAGUCAAAGAACGGCGGCCGGUGUCUUCGGGAGAAAUUAGACCGUCUCGGCCUCAACCUGCCGGCAGGACGGAGGAAAGCUGCCAAUGUCACACUGCUCACCUCCCUGGUGGAGGGAGAAGCGCUUCACCUGGCAAGAGACUUUGGCUACACCUGCGAGACAGAAUUUCCCAGCAAGGCGGUGGGCGAACAUUUGGCCCGGCAGCACAACGAGUCGAAAGAAACCAGCGCACGGAAGAAAAUGGUUUUGGCUACAAAGCAAAUCUGUAAGGAGUUCCAGGACUUGUUAAGUCAAGAUCGUUCUCCUUUGGGAUCCUCCAGACCCACACCAAUUUUAGACCUGGACAUCCAGAGACACCUUACACACUUCAGUUUAAUCACCCACGGUUUUGGUACGCCAGCUGUUUGCGCCGCUCUCAGCACUUUCCAAACAGUCCUGAGUGAGAUGCUCAACUACCUGGACAAAAACUCAAGCGGCAAAACAAGCGGACCGACCGAUCAACAGAUUAACAGCGGCUCGGAAAAGUCGCAUCUCCGCAAAGCGACCGAGCCGCAGAGCAAAGACGGGAAAACUGAAAAGACUGAGUAG
Messenger RNA from Syngnathus typhle (broad-nosed pipefish), 1791 nucleotides. It is a transcript of the gene tfap2d, whose product is annotated as transcription factor AP-2 delta (activating enhancer binding protein 2 delta). Lineage: Eukaryota; Metazoa; Chordata; Actinopteri; Syngnathiformes; Syngnathidae. The record is from RefSeq and is a predicted model, not a curated record. Gene Ontology annotation, cellular component: nucleus. Gene Ontology annotation, biological process: regulation of cell population proliferation; regulation of transcription by RNA polymerase II; anatomical structure development. Gene Ontology annotation, molecular function: RNA polymerase II transcription regulatory region sequence-specific DNA binding; DNA-binding transcription factor activity, RNA polymerase II-specific.